Pichia kudriavzevii is the source of this 780-nucleotide messenger RNA. RefSeq lists its product as uncharacterized. Gene Ontology annotation, cellular component: ESCRT II complex. Gene Ontology annotation, biological process: protein transport to vacuole involved in ubiquitin-dependent protein catabolic process via the multivesicular body sorting pathway. Lineage: Eukaryota; Fungi; Ascomycota; Pichiomycetes; Pichiales; Pichiaceae. Bases 1 to 780 code for a protein of 259 amino acids. The transcript has a single exon. The record is from RefSeq and is a predicted model, not a curated record.
AUGAUAACAAGACUCCCUUCAUUUUUUCUUCUUCCUGUUGAUGUAAGAGUAAUGUCACAGGAACGAGGAAUUUCUUCAUUGCAUAACGAAGUUGUGGAUCAGAAAUACAAACAUUUGGGGACAGCAUUGUCAAAUGAACAAAAGGAACAGCUAUUAACUCAAUUACAAGUUUUCCAGACUGCAUUGAUAUCCUUCCAGGAGGAGCAUUCUUCUGAAAUCAUCAAUGAUGAACAAAUACGUACAACCUUCCAAGAAAUAUGUUCUGCGUUUGGUAUUCCUCCCCUAGUUGUUGCUUCCACGCUUGAAGGACAAGAAGCGGAAAUUGAAAGGAACAACCAGCUAUGCCUGAAGAUGAUUGAGCUUUGUACAGAAACUAGACCCAUAAAUGGAGGGAUUAUAACGGUUGACGAUCUUGUUGAGUUGAUCAACGAGGAUUCUUGGGUGAAUAAAGAUCUACACAUGAAGUUUACUUCCAAAGAUGUCCUUGAAGCUUGCAGCCAUCUGAAAAUCAUGGGAGGUGAAUUACAACUAAUUCAAAUUGGAAAACGAAACUAUAUCAAAAGUAUACCCCAAGAGCUAGAUGUCGACCAAAGCACAAUAAUUGAUACGGCAAACAUAUUAGGAUAUGUUAGCAUCUCAAUCCUUCGUGACAAUUUUGGCUGGAAAAGUUCCAGAUGUAGAAGCACAAUUGACGAAAUGAUUUCUUACGGAAUACUAUGGGUGGAUAAAGAACCAGGGCACGAAACGAAAUAUUGGGCGGCCUCUUGGAUAAAUGUGUGA